This is a messenger RNA of Macrobrachium nipponense, 8678 nucleotides long. It is a transcript of the gene pns, whose product is annotated as DENN domain-containing protein 5B-like. Bases 144 to 4286 code for a protein of 1380 amino acids. Gene Ontology annotation, molecular function: guanyl-nucleotide exchange factor activity; small GTPase binding. The record is from RefSeq and is a predicted model, not a curated record. Lineage: Eukaryota; Metazoa; Arthropoda; Malacostraca; Decapoda; Palaemonidae. The transcript is spliced from 23 exons.
CUAGCAGCGGCUGGCCAGGACGAACAGUCUCUCGUGUGAAUUCAGUGUCGAGAUAGCUCUGGUUUCGUAAGGUCGUGGUGAUGUGAACAAGGUGCUGUAUUGGUGAUAUACAAUGUUGUGUCCUGUGAAGGUUGUGUAGCAAAAUGGCUUCACCCAGCCAGCGUGAGAGCCAGAGACUCUUUGAUUACUUUGCGAUCAUAGGACUAAGCCCCGAUGCAAGCUUGGAGCCCGACCAUUUACAAGGGGAGGUGGUGGUUCUACCCCCCUUGGAGAGGAGCUACAAAGGACGUGUCCUUGGGUACUACCCCGACCAUGCCCCAACCGCCAUGCCCUUCGACCACCACGCAGUGCAGAUGCUGUGCCUGCCUCGUGGUCUGCAGUUCCGCACCCAGAAGCACGUGUUGGAACCUCGGUUCCACCCAUUUCUGGUCACCAAAGAAGAUGGAUCUAGGGCGUAUGGCUUUGCCUACGUCUUCUUUGAGGAAGUCAAUUCCAAGCAGAUAUGUACUGCUAUGCACACACUCCAGUCUGUAUACCUGACGGAGAUGUCCAGCAGUCACGCCAAAGCCUCGUCAGGAGCGACGCCCAGCCGGGACACCAGGUCGCUGCCGCGUCAGUUCCGUCUGUCGGCGCCCAAGUCCCCGGCUGCUCUCCACUUCUACGACAUCACCAAAGAUCAGCUUUUCGUCACGAAAUGCAUCGCGCUCGUAGGCCAGCACCCCUACGUCCUCUCCGCCAGGAAGUUUCUCAAAGGUCUUUAUAGAUUUUUUAUUCAGUGUGAGAGUAGUGGUGUUAGUCUAGAGUCGCACGUGUACAACCUACUAUACGAAGUCCCAGCCCCGCCCCCCGGCCGUUGCGUAGCGUUCUCCUGCGUCGGGAGAAUGCACAUUUGCUACCGUCCUACCAGCCACGAGGUCCCCUUAUUUGAGUAUUCAUUGCGGGACUUUUUCAUGGGUCUUGGAGUGGAAAGUGUCGUUCAGCUCCUCACGUGUGUUCUCCUGGAAAAUCAGGUUAUUCUGGUGUCUAGCGAUUACGAUAAGCUUAUGCUAGUUGCGGAGAGCAUAAGCGCUUUGAUAUUUCCAUUUGUUUGGCAACAUGUGUAUGUGCCAAUCUUACCUACGUCACUUCAUCACUUCCUUGAUGCCCCAGUGCCUUUCAUUAUGGGCCUCCAGUGUGCACAAGACUCGAGAGAUACUAUACAAAUUCCAAAUGAGGCCAAUCUGUGUCUUGUGGAUGUGGAUGAAGGUACAGUAGAAGUUCCUGAAGAUCUUCCACAGUUUCCCCAUCGUUCAGAUUUCGUACAAGAGCUAACGCAGCUGCUUCAUAAGUGGGAUAUUCCAAGUAGCAAACUAGACAGAUUUAAUUUCAGAAACCUUAAUGAGCACCACUCCCAGUACAAAUACAGAAGGAGAAGGAAGUUCUCAUGGUCUCAUGAUUCUGACUCUGGGGUGUCCAGCACUGAAGGUUCAAUGUGUGGUUCCCAUUCUUCCAUUACCUCCCUCCCAUCCAGCACAGUGGCUUCCUCAACAUCUCCAUCACAUGGCAUUUCAAACAGUUGCAGAAUUCCCUACCUUGAUCCCCUCAACCUCUCUCCACAACUUAGGGAGAUUACGGCCAUUGCCAAAAAAGCAGGUGUGUAUGAAUUUGAUGAAACAGACAGAAUCAGAAAAGAGAAGGAUGGAGAUCUUCUUGAUGAGCUCAAGUUCUCUAAUGCAGUCCGUGAAGUGUUUCUUAACAGAUUUGUCCACAUGUUUUGUGCCUAUGAUCACUUUGUCAUACAGCCUAGCUGUCAGGAGACAGAUAUGGAGCAGUGGCUAAGUUGUCGGGAGUCCAUGCAGAACUUUGACAAAGCCACUUUCCUCUCUGACCAGCCAGAAGCACAUCUUCCAUUUUUAUCUCGCUUUAUUGAGUCACAAAUGUUCACAACUCUUGUUGACAAUAAGAUUCUUUCCAAUUGGGGAAAGCACGAUACGAAUCUCCGGAUCUUUGAUUUACGCAUUAGAUUACUCAGGGAACGAUAUGAUGAUAGUUUAGUUCGUACACCUUCGUAUGAGCCUUGCACUACCAUAAGAGAAACUGAGCAAAUCCUAGAGAAAAGAUUAUCGCAUAUUGAUUAUCGAGCUCCUGCUCCACAGCCAAUGGAUCCACAGGCAGAAUCCUGCACUCAGUUUAAUCCUGGCCAUUUUCCUUUACUGGAUAGAAUAGCACUUAAUAAAGAACCUCAUAACAAAAAACGAAGUAGUCAUGCAUGGAGGCGGAGAGAAAGACAAGAACGACACUUGGAGCAUACAGGUUUGACAAGUGAUCAACGAGAUAGGGUUAUGCAUGAUGUCAAAGCAAAACUACAGCCAAAGUUAGCAGAUAUGUCACCUGCACACAUGGCACAAACUAACUGGAAGUUUGUGGAACAGCUUUUGAGAGAGUGUAAAACUAGAACCAAACGAAUGUUAGUAGAGAAAAUGGGAUCUGAAGCAGUGGAGCUUGGUCAUGGAGAAGGAAGUUUAGUGGGAGUAGAGGAAAAUACACUAAUAGCAUCUUUAUGUGAUCUUCUUGAGCGUGUGUGGGCUCAUGGACUUCAAAGUAAACAGGGUAAAUCUGCCUUGUGGUCUCAUCUGCUCAACUACCAAGAGUUGGAAGAGUGCAGUGACUCAUCCAAACCUAUAAAUCCUAACUUUUUAUCUCCAGUUCCUCACAACACCGCACCAAAGAUUAGCAGUUUAUCACCUUUGUCGGAGAUGCUCAUGUCCUUAAAAAUGGGUAACAUUAGUGGCCUUGGGUCUCUGGCCUCUCAGUUAGCAAAUAAUUUUGAUCUCUCUACUAUGGCAUUAGAAACAGAAAGUGCACCAGCCUCUCCUACCAAGUCUCCUAGCAAUACCAAUAGUCUCCGUAAAAAGUCCCUUCAGGAGCGCUGGCCUAGUGACCGUAGCAUUGAAAAACGAUCAAAACAGUCUGAAUCUGGCGUCCCUUCAUUACGUCCACUUCCUAUAUCAGUUACUUUUGAUAUGCGUAAUGUUCUUGCAAUGACUGAGAUAAAGACUCAUAUUGGGUAUGCAAGGGCAUGGGUGAGGUUAUCCUUAGAGAAGAAGGUUUUAUCCAAACAUUUGACUUCACUCCUCAGUGAUUCUGAACUCUUACGUAAUCUAUACAAACGUUAUGCUUUCCUUAGAUGUGAUGAUGAAAAAGAGCAGUUCCUCUCUUAUUUAUUGUCUCUGAAUGCAGUUGAUUACUUCUGUUAUACCAACACUUAUACUUCAACAAUAGUGCCAUACAGAGUUGUGAUAUUCCCAUCGCGAAAAUCAAGUGGGGCUUCCACAUCAGCUAAUGCCUGGGUCAGCCUCGGUGGUACUAUAGGUCAGACAAAUAAUAUUCCAGUACCAAGAGGACAAGUAGAACUAGUCUUUCAGCACAAAAAUUUGGGGUUGCUCACAACGUUACGUAUUGGACAUGACAACACUGGCAUGUCUCCUAAAUGGAUGGUAGAACAUGUCUUAGUUAGGAAUGAGGUUACAGGACAUACUUGGAAAUUCCCGUGUGGUAGGUGGUUGGGACGUGGAAUUGAUGAUGGAUCACUGGAACGCAUUCUGGUUGGCGAAUUGGUUCCUUGUCAUGUAACCUCAGAUGAUUUAGUAGAAUCCUGCCGAACUCCACCUCGUUGUAGGUCACCCAAUGUCCCAGGCCCUAGACGUUCAGAUUUACGUUUGAGCAUCCCGGACAUUCAGCAGCACCUUGGAGAUUCAGUAAAUAAUUUGGUAAAGUAUUUUUAUAAGCCAGAGAAAGAAAGAGGAAGUUUAACUUUAUUGCUGUGUGGAGACUUUGGUUUGGUUUGCUGUUUGGAGCAAGUGUUCUCGUACGGUUUCAAAUCUACACGCUUUUUUGGAAAAAAUCUGUACUUGUGGGACUAUUUUGAGAGAAUGCAUCAAAAUUUUGAAGUGGUACUCCGAGAAGAGAUGGAAAGAGAGCAGCUCACUGGAAUUGGCAAAGAUAGUCAACAUUAUACCCUUACUAGCAUGGCUGAAUUCGUGUCCUUAGUGAGUCGUAUCAACGCUUCUUCUUCCCAGCUUGGUAAAGAUGACAAGUUCCAGCUGUUCGUCUGUCUUGCAGCAAGAGCUCACCUGCUGCAUCGUAUCAUGCUACCACUCCAUCGCUCCCCAGUUACUUCUCAUAUGUAUGAAGAACAUGCUUAUCUCCGUGAUCCUCAGCUAGUGAAGGAUCUUAUCAAUGUCCUGUCAGCUCUUAAUGAAUUUGACAUUGUUCUGGAAAGUUCACUCACGCGAGGAAUCGAUUAAUGGUUUUGUAGUGGUAUAUAUGUAGAGGGUUUAAUGGCUGUUUAUAUUUGGGUCUACUUUUGAGGACCUUAAUACAGUACUUUGCUUAUCGUUAUUGCCAUCUCAGUAUGGUGAGAAUGUUAUGUAUCAAAGUGUGUAAAAAUUGUACAUCUAAAAUUACCAAACAAUUUUAUGUAUCUUUUCAAGUCACCAUGACUUACUACCAUGUCAAAGACAUUUGUCUUUCAGUAGUGUACAUAGUAUUGUUUGUUUUUAUAUUUUUUUUUAUUCCUAUCAUUAAAUGUGGUCUUUGUUAAGUUUAAUUAUGAACAUUAUAUGUUCACAUACAGUUUGAUAUUAUUAGGUGUAAGAAAUGCUCAAAAAAUAAUUUUAUCUAUUUUAUUAUUUAGCUGUAUUUAUGUGUAUUCAAUAAAUCAGUAACCUUUCUCAUGACCGAUAUCAUUGCAGAAAUCACAACUUUUAAUGAAUGGAGUUUGACUACAGUGAUGCUUGUGAACUCAGUUGGAUGUAAUGUGGGUAAAUUUUCAAUUAAGGGACCAUAGGAAUUUAAAUCUUGUAACAAGUCAUAUAUGUAGUUUUUAAGUUUCUCUAGUUUCUAGAUUUUUUGCAUUUAUGGUAAUAUCAAGCAGGUAAAUUAUUAAGUUUCCAGUGUUUUCUCUUGUUGAAAGGGCUCAUCGAUUUUACUUGAACAAGUCUGGAACUGGAACUGUGCUGUAAUUCAACUUAUUCUUGUAUUUGAAUUAUAUUUGUAUUACCAUGCAGGGAAUUUAUAUAAGGAAAACCAAUACUCAUAUUUUGACAAUUUAUAAACUUUAAAUUUUAUAUAUUUCAUGUUCAACAGUAGUACUGUACAAUGUUAUCAUGGUAGCAGAGUUUUUUUGCCAGAAUGUUCCUAAUACUGUAUGUACCUUUCUCUAGAAUGUAUUUUCCUUUCACACAAAUCUUUUAUUGGUGGUACCAUAUGUACUAUAGUUUUGAUUUUUGAAUUGAAAAAUUUUACUGAAAUUUAUAGCUAUCCUUUCUUUGAGAAUGCUCAUGUGUUUGUAAAGCUUUGUUUAGUUUGGUUGUGAAGUACAGUAGCAAAGUUCUCUUGUGAGCAAACUAACAAAUAUUUUUACUCAGUUUUAUUCCAAGCUUAUUCUCAUUGGUGGCUAGUUAUAUAUUGUACUGUAUGUACUUCAGUUGGUAAUCUAUGCUUCUGUGAAUUCUGAUUGAUCUUGGAGAUAAAAUGUGUGUAUACUGUAAUUGGUGUGAGUGAUGAUCUAUUGUGGAUGAGUUAGUUUGAGUUGCAUGCUUUUUAUAUCCUAUAAACAUUGCAUUACUGCAUUUAGAAGAUUUUCAUAGAAAGGAUCUGUGUUCUGCUGAACACUGUAUAUUGCUAAAAUUACCAACAAGUGUAUACUGUUAUACAGUAAAAUUUCCAGGUUGCUUUUGCUAGAAAAGUGAGGUGAUUGUAAAAAGCAGAGAAAAGUGGUUCACUUGCUUUUUAUUUAGUCCAGUUAGUUUUAAUAUAUGGUCUUAAAAUGCAUACAUACACACUGCAAAUUAAGAUCCUUUUAGUAAAAUAUAUAAAGUUUUAGGUCUCAUAUUUUUUUAUGAAUUAUUUCUUAGAAUUAUAUAUUGUACUAUGAUUUGUGUACAUUAUUGCAAACAUUUUAAUCCAAUAGAAUGACAGUAAAGAAUCUGGAGUUGGUUUGUUGGAAUCUGAGUGCUGUUUUUACCAUAAAUGAGUUUUGAGAACCACUUACUUUUUAAAGUAACUGAAAUUUUAUACUUUUUCUUCAUAAAAUUCUCAACUAAAAAGGUAUUUUAACUGGUACUGUAUCAUGAUUAUUAUAUUUUAACUUUGUCAUGUAUUUUUUACAGAGAGCAAAUAUAAUUUAUAUAUUAAAUGUAAUAGUCAGUUCAUCAACAGAGACCCAUGUGUAUACCUAGAUUUUCCUUGCCUAAUAAUUAGAAUAAUUAGUUAGAGCUUUAGACCACAGAGUAACAUUGUGAAACUAGUACUGAGCCCACCUAAAAGAUUUGAUCUUAUAUAAGAAAGGAAAAUUGAAGCAAGGCAAAGUCCAAGAAGGUGAAUAGCUGAGUAGGAAGGGACCAAAGGAAACAGGUGAAAAAUGAAAUGCCAAAACCAAUGCAGUCAGGACCGAAGGGAUGCUGCAAAAGCAUCCUAGUACUAUCUACUGUGUGCAGCACAAGGCAUACAGUGUUUUGCCAGUUGAGAAUUUUUCUGACUGAAAGCAUUUUGUCUUGGCUUUACUUUCUCACCAUUAAGAUUUCAUUUCAGAUUCUUUGGAUUUGUGCUUGGUCUUCAAAUACUUGGUAUUUUAUUUUUCUGUCAUAUAAAACUCUUGAACUGAGGAGUUUUGUGCUGAAUAUGAUAUUUUGUUGUAUUUAGUCGUUUCACACUUCCUUCAGCCUCAAAAAUAUUAAUUUAUCUUUUUUUCCUCUUUCAAGGUGCAAGAAAGAAUUAAGUUUGAGGAUUAGCAAUUCUGUGCCAACCAGGUAAUUCAUCUUUAAUUGGGCAUUAGGUUUCUUCUUUAGCAAAGCGCAUCAUAACCACGAAGUGCAUUUUGAAAUUAAAACAAAAAUUCUAUUUCACUAGUUUUUGUUUUUUGUGAAUGGAAUAAAAAAAUAAUGGAACUGACAAUUAAGGUCACUGAAGUUCUAGAUGCUGGAUAUGUAGCAUUCUCAAAACCCUUAAGCAUAACUUGCAUUUCAUUGGUUUUUACUUUUCUUACAAACUUUAUUGAAUGUUUUCAGUUUAUUUCUCAUUUUAUUUCCUUAAUGGUUGAAGAUAAAUUUCAUAGGAAUAAAGAGGUAAAACUUCCUUCUCAUUUUACUGCUGCUAUUUGUAAUUUUUUAAGUACUACAUUGUUUUGAAACCAACUUGUAUAUACAACUUUUGAGAAAGCAGUAAGUACAGAUGCAGAGUAGAAAAAUUAAAUGUUUUCCUUUUACUCUUUUUAAAUUAUUUCUGAAUGUACUUUUAUGCUAAUAAUUUAUAUUUUGUUAAAUUACUAAAUUGCUUUUAUAAUAAAAAUAGAUGUGGAUGAUAUAGUCACUGUAUGCUAUGGCAGUCAUACUUCUUCACAAACUCUUGGAGGUUUUAUUUCAAGAGUUUUGUAUACCAAAGUGCUUUUCGUGUGAUAUUAUUUUCAUUGUUUGUGUUUUGUCUGGUUCAAAUUUCUGAAAACUGUUUCUCCAUGGUUGCUUAUUCAUAUUUACUCCCUUUGCUGUAAUUAUGUGUACGUGCUAUGUGUGUCUGUAAAGAUGCAUGUUAGUUUUGAUAUAAUGAACUGUGCUACAUUUUGAUGUAAACAACUUGUUAACCUGUAAAAGUUGUGACAAGUGUGUGUUUUGAGAUGAGCAAUUAUGAUUUAAUGACUUCAUGCACCAUUCAAAAUUUGUGCUGUAGUCAUUUUAAAAGAAGUAUGUUUGGAAUUGAGCUGCAGGAUAGGAUGUCAGCAAAGAAUUUGGAGAUUAUAAUUGCUGAUCAUUUCAGGUACCUAAUAGUCAGGGUGUAUUCAUUGUACAUAUUUCAUAGAUUGAUAGAACUGGUGUGCCAUAUCGACAAGCAAAGAUUUCUUUAGAUUCCUUGAGCUGUGAUACUAGGCAUGUUCAUGAUCACAAUUGAAGAAUACUCUAUAAGAAUAGGUGAGAAACUAUGCAUAUGCUCAUGCUAAUCUAUAUUUAUGAACAUGAAUAAAUGCCCCUGAGCACCAUUCUUUGACAUGCUGCCAUGUAAGUAAAUAGAAGCUUAUUUUCAGGAUAUGUGUAAUGGACCUUAAAAUACACUUAGAUUAUGCUCCAGCUCCAGAGACUAGCUGUUCAUUGUUUGCUGUACAUUUGUGCCAAUAAUAGAAAUAAUUGUGAAUGAGGAAGGAGAUUGUAGGCAAGAAGUUAAAGGAUUAAGAUUGUAUAUGAAUAAUUUAUAGUACUGCUAUGGAGCUAAUGUCAUUCAGAAUAGUGUUUUGAAGCUGGUGCUCAGGGAUGUUAUUUGUCUAAAAUUGAGCGCAAAAGAUAUAAUUUACUCAGAGUUAUUGCUCCUAUAAGUAUACAUACUGAACAUAUUGCAUUUCUCAUUGGGUGCCGAGAUGAAAAACAUUAUAUAAGUGUACUGUAGAUGUAAAUGGAAUUUUGUCAGUUUAUAUAAUUUGAAUGUAAAAGCAAUAUAUUAAUUUUGUACUUGUAUGAGCUGUUACACUUGUUAAAAGUGAGUUAAUAUACUGAAAGACCGCUGUGCUGUCACAAGAACCUCUUUAAAACUUCUUUUUCAAAGAGCCAAGAACAAAUGCUCAUCUGUCAAAGAUAUGGCAGUAUUUGUACUGUACUGUAUAUAUGUACUGCAUGAAUUGAAAGUAAUAUUAAAAAUAAAGCCUUGAAGAAUCA